Messenger RNA from Ichthyophthirius multifiliis, 1164 nucleotides. RefSeq lists its product as hypothetical. Gene Ontology annotation, cellular component: membrane. Lineage: Eukaryota; Ciliophora; Oligohymenophorea; Hymenostomatida. The transcript is spliced from 9 exons. The record is from RefSeq and is a predicted model, not a curated record. Gene Ontology annotation, biological process: monoatomic ion transport; transmembrane transport. Gene Ontology annotation, molecular function: monoatomic ion channel activity.
AUGAUUAAUUAAUAUAAUAAAUACCCUUCCUCUAACGCUAAACAUCUUCAUGUCUAACUAUUAGAUGAUUAAGAUUUAGAAUCACACCUUUCAUAUUAAAUAUUUAAAAAAGCAGCUUAUUAAUUAUUAAGAUUAAGUGCUAUUGUAAUGCUUAUAUCGAACUUUUUCGCUUGUAUUUUCUAUAGAAUAGGUUUACAUGAACAAGAAUAAUAUGGAAAAGCAGGUUGCUGGUUUUCUAAAAUAAGCCCUUUAAUAGAACUUGAUACUAUAAUUUAUUAUGAAUAUGCUUUAUAUUGGAGUGUUACUACUAUGAUUUCUGUAGGAUAUGGAGAUGUAACACCUGUGGCUCCUAUGGAAGUUAUUAUUACCCUUAUUUGUAUGUUAAUGUCUUGUAUAAUAUUUGCUUAUUCUAUUAACAGUAUUUGGUAUAUUAUUUCCGAAGUAUCUACUGGAGAUAUUAAAUAUCAGUCUUAUAUAAAUGCUAUUAAUAGAUAUAUGAGAGAUAAGUAAAUAAACAAGAAUUUAUAGACAAAAAUCAAUGCUUUUUUAGAUUUUCAAUGGAAAGACGAGAAAUCAAGGGAUAAAAAACUCGAACAUAAUAUUAUUUAAACUUUACCUUUAAAUUUGAGGAAUAAAUUGAUGUUUGAGAGUAAUUCUUUCUUUUUUAAAAAUCAUAAGUGGUCUUAGUUUUUUUCGGAAUAAUUUUUGUCUGCUCUAUCUUUUGAAAUCAAAGAAAUAAAGUAUUUUGAAGAUGAUAUUAUUUAUUAAGAAUAAUCUGAAUAAGAGGAUGAUGCUUUUCUAUAUUAUGUUGAUGAUGGAGAAAUUUAAAUUUUUUAUGAUCUUCCUAAUUAUAAUGAUGGUUAAGGAAUUCCUAUUCAAGCCAUUAAAAGUGGGAAUUUUUUGGGAUUAUAUGAAUUUUUUACAGGAGAAAAAAGGCUAGAAAAUGCUAGUAAAAAAAGUUCUUCAUAAAGUUAAAAUAAUAAUGAUAAUAAAGAUAUUAUUUCGAUUAAUAAUGAUAUAUAAGAAAUAUAAGAAAAUGAAUUUUAAGAUAAUUUUGAUAUUGAUUUACCUCCUAUUUUUUAUUAUUCUACAAAAAACAAUACAAAAAAAAAGAAGAAAGAAAUAUGGAAUAAAAUGAAAUUAAUCAUAAGAUUAAAUAUUUGA